AUGCUGUUAAAGCUAUCAACAUAUUUGAGGCAUUUAGUUCCACCAGGAAUAAGGUUGAGGAAAUUCAUCAAAGUGAUUUUUUACCUAGUGUUCUUCACUUCUCUUCUCGGGUUUAUGUUUAAUUUGAACGCAGUUGAUUGCAGAAAUGGUGAAAACAAGUGCUCUAACAUAGGAAGAAAAAUUGGGCCAGAGAUUUUGGGAAGUAAUCUGGAAUCACCUGUAACCUCUACGGAACAAAGUUUUAGGACAGCGAAAAUACAUGAAUAUUUUUAUCGUCAUGUAGCAUCGAAUAGCAUACCGGAACAGCUUCAUUGUCUUGACUUGACGCUGGCAAAUGAGCACGCCAACAAUGCAGCAGCACGCCUUCGGCUACCAUCUGCAGACCUUGUUCCUGCUCUGGUUGACAAUUCUUACUUCCACUUUGUUCUUGCUUCAGACAAUGUGCUUGCUGCUUCUGUGGUUGCAAAAUCACUUGUUCAAAACAGUUUGCAACCUUGGAAAGUUGUUUUGCAUAUAAUUACAGAUAAAAAGACUUAUAAUUCGAUGCAGGCUUGGUUUUCACUGCACUCAUUAUCACCUGCUAUAAUUGAGGUCAAGUCGUUGCAAGAUUUUGAUUGGUUUAGAGAGGGAAAAGUGUCUCUUCUAGAGGCAAUGGAAAAAGAUCAACAUGUGCGGUCGCGGUUUAGAGGAGGUUCAUCAGCUAUAAUUUCAAAUACUGCCGAGAAGCCGGAAGAUAUUGCCGCAAAACUGAAAGCGCUUAGUCCCACAUAUAGUUCAGUGAUGAAUCAUAUUCGAAUAUAUAUUCCAGAGUUAUUUCCAAGUCUUGACAAGGUGGUCUUCCUGGACAAUGACAUUGUGGUACAAACUGAUCUUUCACCUCUAUGGGAUAUUGACAUGAAUGGAAAAGUCAACGGAGCAGUAGAAACAUGCAAAGGGAAAGAUAAACGUGUGAUGUCAAAGAUGUUGAAAAGCUAUUUGAACUUCUCCCACCCUCUAAUAUCUAAAAACUUUGAUCCAAAUGAAUGUGCUUGGGCUUAUGGCAUGAACAUUCUUGACCUUGAAGCUUGGAGGAAGACCAAUAUAAGCUAUACAUACCAUUAUUGGGUUGAGCAGAAUAUAAAAUCAGACCUGAGUUUGUGGCAUCUAGGGACAUUGCCCCCUGGAUUAAUAGCAUUCCAUGGUAAUGUCCAUACUAUUGAUCCUUUCUGGCACAUGUUGGGAUUGGGAUAUCAGGAAAAUACAAAUCUUGUUGAUGCUAAGAAUGCCGGGGUAGUCCAUUUCAAUGGCUGGGCAAAACCAUGGCUAGAUAUAGCUUUUCCGCAGCUAAAACCAUUGUGGACCAAGUAUGUUGACUUUUCAGACAACUUCAUCGAGAGCUGUCACAUUAGGGCGUGAUUUAAGAGUUGAUGAAAAGGUUUUUGUAUGGAAGGGAAGACGAAAAUGAGAGGAUUUUCAAGUGCAAGUUCAUCUAAGAAGAAAUUGACACAACAAUGAAAUGGCAAGAUGCCCCCUUCUUGUUUUAGAUUCUUUUUUUUAGUAUUCAGUUGAAUUUUUUUAAUUCUUUUCCCCCUCUUACUCCAUAUAUAUUGUAAAUACUAAAUAACUAUUUGUGGAUCAUAUACACCUUAACUCUGCAACAAUGAUUAUACGAUUUUUUCAAACAAAAAAAAAAAGCACAUUCAAUCCAUGUAUUUUAUUCACGUAGCUCAUUUCAAAUCCAAGCACCAUCAGAGAGAGGA
Medicago truncatula (barrel medic) is the source of this 1739-nucleotide messenger RNA. RefSeq names its product probable galacturonosyltransferase 12. The coding region runs from base 1 to 1395 and encodes 464 amino acids. Gene Ontology annotation, molecular function: polygalacturonate 4-alpha-galacturonosyltransferase activity. The record is from RefSeq and is a predicted model, not a curated record. NCBI's taxonomy places the organism in Eukaryota, Viridiplantae, Streptophyta, Magnoliopsida, Fabales, Fabaceae. The transcript has 5 exons.